GUCGGCGGGGGAGGACUGGAGCCGGAGGAGUCUGCUUGGCCACUGUGUUUCAGUGUCUCUGCUUUUCCUAGAGCUGGACUGAGCCGCCAAAGGGGGAAAACAACAAAUUUUUUUUUUCUCCCCACCCCCACGAGAAGCGCUAAUUUGGAAGCCCUUUGCCUCGCCGCCCAGCAGCCCCUCGGGGUCGAGGGGGGCUUGCCGCGCAGACCCCCCGGUGCUAUUCUCCUGCUGCUGAGGAAAUCGGAGCCGAACCUCCCGCAGCGCUAGGUCCAGUUCACACUGGAUUGGGGGGGGGGGAAGGUUACAGGAGUGGCGCCCAUGCACUUGAAGAGGAGUAUAGUCACCAACCACGUUGUAGAAGUGCCGACCCCAGGGGGGACCAAGCAGACUCUGUGUCAGCCAGUGACUAGUUUGGAGGAAUCGAUACAAUUUGUCCAAUGCUGACCGGGAUCGGAAGCUAAGUACGGGUAGGGAAAGCAGACUCCAUUGGCCAGCAGCGAACGGGACAACCGCACCCAGCGCUCCCCACCUCUCCUCGGGGGCGAGGCGCUCCGAGGAUCUGGCUGCCUGCAGCCACCGACUAAUAAUCGAUGCCAAGCGGUUUGCAACCCGGCUUCUCCAUGAGUCCCUGCUGCUGAGGCGCUUGCACCCCGCGGCUCGUGCCCCCCUCCCCCCGGCAGCCAGGCCGCUUGCAAAUGGCUUCGUUUGCUGAGGCGGACUUCCAGCUAUGCCCGCUGUGCAAGGAGAUGUGCGGCUCGCCGGCUCCCAUCUCCUCCAACUCCUCCACCUCCUCCUCCUCCUCGCAGACCUCCAACUCCUCCUCGGCCGGGGGUUCGUCCUGCGCCCCGUCCCGCCGCCUGCACGUCCUGCCCUGCCUGCACGCCUUCUGCCGCCAGUGCCUGGAGGCGCAGCGCCAGCACCCGGGCGCGGGGGACGCACUCAAGCUGCGCUGCCCCAUCUGCGACCAGAAGGUGGUGAUCUCGGAGCCCUCGGGCAUGGACGCGCUGCCCUCCUCCAACUUCCUCCUCAGCAACCUGCUGGACGUGGUGGUGGUGGCGGCCGCCGCCGCCGAGGAGCAAAAGAACAACGGCCGGGGAGGCGGCAGCGGCAGCAACAACCGGCACCACCAGCCCCGCCCGCCGCAGCAGCAGCAGCACCGCGCGGCCGGCAGCGGCUCGUCCCCGCCGCCAGCCUCUGCUGCCUCCUCGUCCCCUCCCUCCCUACGCGGGGCGGCCUGCGGCUCGCUGCUCCCUCCGGCGCCGCACAGACCGCAGGGCGACCGCUGCAGCUGCGACGAGGGCAACGCGCAACGUUUGCGCUGGGACUGCCAGGAGCACCUGGUGCGACAACGCGUGCGGCGCACCAGCGCGUCCCGCCUCACCAAGGACCACUUCACGAGCGCUCGGAGGGGCGCCCGCCAGCGCCGCCGCGCCGCCCCCGGGCCGGCCGCCCAGCUCGCCCUCGGCCAGUCCUACCCCGCCGCGCCCUACAGCAUCCUCGCCUCCGUCUUCCCGGACCGGACCAGCUACUGCCAGCACCACGACGACGAGGUGCUGCAUUUCUACUGUGACACUUGUUCUGUCCCUAUCUGCCGGGAAUGCACCAUGGGACGACAUGUGGGUCAUAGCUUUAUCUACCUCCAAGAUGCCCUCCAGGAUUCCAGAACCCUCACCAUUCAACUUCUAGCAGAUGCUCAGCAAGGACGCCAGGCUAUUCAGCUGAGUAUUGAACAGGCCCAAGCUGUGGCAGAGCAGGUUGAGAUGAAAGCAAAGGUGGUGCAGUCUGAAGUCAAAGCUAUGACAUCUCGACAUAAGAAGGUCCUGGAAGAACGGGAGUGUGAGCUGCUGUGGAAGGUGGAAAAGAUUCGUCAAGUCAAAGCCAAGUCCCUUUACCUGCAAGUUGAAAAGUUGCGUCAGAAUCUAAAUAAACUGGACAACACUAUUAGUGCAGUUCAGCAGGUCCUAGAGGAGGGUCGUAGCAUGGAUAUUCUCCUAGCUCGGGAUCGCAUGCUGGCUCAAGUGCAGGAGCUGAAGAAUGUGAGAGGUCUUCUACAGCCGCAGGAGGAUGACAGAGUCAUGUUCACUCCUCCUGACCAGGCUCUGUAUAUGGCCGUUAAAUCAAUGGGGUUUGUCAGCAGUGGGGCUUUUGCUCCUCUGACCAAAGCCACUGGGGAAGGUCUCAAACGUGCACUACAGGGCAAAGUGGCCUCCUUCACAGUGAUAGGCUACGACCAUGAUGGUGAACCACGCCUUUCGGGGGGCGAUAUGAUCUCUUCAGUGGUGAUGGGCCCUGAUGGAAACCUAUUUGGUGCAGAUGUCAAUGAUCAGCAGAAUGGAACCUACCUGGUCAGUUACAGACCACAGCUGGAGGGAGAGCAUCUAGUCUCUGUCAUGAUGUGCAACCAGCACAUAGAGAACAGUCCGUUCAAGGUCAUGGUAAAAUCUGGGCGCAGUUACAUUGGCAUUGGACUACCAGGGCUUUCAUUUGGCAGCGAGGGAGACAACGAUGGCAAGCUGUGUCGCCCCUGGGGAGUUUGCGUAGACAAAGAAGGAUACAUCAUGGUUGCUGAUCGCAGUAAUAACCGUAUUCAGGUGUUUAAGCCCUGUGGCACCUUUCACCACAAAUUUGGCACUUUGGGUUCCAGGCCUGGUCAGUUCGAUCGCCCUGCUGGUGUUGCCUGUGAUAUCUCGCGUAGGAUUGUCGUGGCUGACAAGGAUAAUCAUCGCAUCCAGAUCUUUACAUUUGAUGGGCAGUUCAUUCUGAAAUUCGGGGAAAAGGGAACCAAGAAUGGGCAAUUCAAUUACCCAUGGGAUGUGGCAGUCAACACUGAGGGCAAAAUCCUGGUCUCUGACACGAGGAACCAUCGGAUUCAACUGUUUGGACCUGAUGGUGUGUUUCUGAAUAAAUAUGGCUUUGAAGGGGCACUCUGGAAGCACUUUGAUUCUCCAAGAGGUGUAACUUUCAAUCAUGAAGGUCAUCUGGUAGUGACAGAUUUCAACAACCAUCGCCUCCUGGUCAUCCAUCCAGAUUGCCAGUCAGCACGCUUCCUUGGGUCAGAAGGCACCAGCAACGGCCAGUUCCUGCGCCCACAAGGCGUGGCUGUGGAUCAAGAGGGUCGCAUCAUUGUGGCUGAUUCUAGGAACCACCGAGUGCAGAUAUUUGAGUCAAAUGGUAGUUUUUUAUGCAAAUUUGGCACUCAGGGAAGUGGCUUUGGUCAGAUGGACCGACCUUCAGGUAUAGCUGUCACCCCUGAUGGCAUGAUUGUUGUGGUUGACUUCGGAAACAAUCGAAUUCUCGUCUUCUAAUCUGUGUUAUCUGAAUUAGGAAGAAACUGUCUCAGGGAAAUUCUUUUUAAGAGAACGAAAAAAUACAACGUUAAUUCAAACCUACCUCAUCUUUAAUUUUUUACAGAUGAAUGUACUUAUCUUUUCUGCAGGGAGUGAUCCUGUAAAGUUAAAUUCUAUCUACCUCAUUAUCUUUGUGUUCUCCUCCUCCCCCCCGCCCUCCCCCAGCAGUAAGUUUUACCUCUUCCCCACAUGGGGCAUCAUGCACAAACAUGUGUUGCUGUGCACAUUAGGUGGUUGCAUGAUGAAUUCUGUAGACAAAGCCAAAAAGGCGCGCUCUAAUUUUUUUUAAUGGGGGGGGGGGUGGAAUCAGUAGCAUUAGAUAUUUGUAGAGGAUUUGUGUUCUUGAUCAUACUGUGGUUUCGUGGGGGGGAGGGUUGUUAGGUUUUUUGUUUUUUUUUAAAUGCUGCUGCAGCAGAGAACUUUUUCCUGUUCUCCUUUUUAUACCUCAGUGUGUUUGAUUUAUCGUUCAACAUAGUGUCUUGUUCCCAGAAGACUUUGAUCUUUUUGUGGAAGUGGGUGGGGUUCACUAGUCAGGAAAAGCAAGUUUGCUUUUUUGCAUAUGUGUUUUGAAAAAUGCAGUAAUCCUACAGCACAAAGUGAAACCCCUGUGAAAAUGCACAAAUUGCUUGUGGGGUUGUGGGAGGGAAUCAUUUUUGGUGACUUAGUGUAGUUGUCAUAAAAAGUUUAAUGAAAAAAGCAGGACUUUCUGUAAUGUGUUCUCUGUUCUAUAAUUUCUUGAUAGCCUUUUGUCUGAUUAUUAGUCUCAUUUUAAAAUAAGGUUCCAUUCUUCCUUCUGUCAUAUGUAUGUCACUGUUAUGUGUAUCGAUGCCUGUUAACAAGGAGCAUCAAAACAUGGAAGAAUUGAACCCUGGAGUUAAAAUUUGUUUCAUGUGAAAUGGCUGUGGUUUGGUUUGGUUUUGUUCCCAUAAAGGCUUUAGUUAGGGGAGUAAAGAUUAAUAAGUUUGUCAGGACAAAGUAAAUUUUCCCCAAAAUAAACAAAGCACAACUUUGGAAAUUCAGGGUGCAUUUCAGAGAAGUCCACAUUUUAAAAAAAUCAGAUCACAAAACCAGUCAGUGACAUCAGCUGAACUUUUU
Messenger RNA from Chelonoidis abingdonii (Abingdon island giant tortoise), 4442 nucleotides. It is a transcript of the gene TRIM71, whose product is annotated as tripartite motif containing 71. Gene Ontology annotation, biological process: proteasome-mediated ubiquitin-dependent protein catabolic process; protein polyubiquitination. Lineage: Eukaryota; Metazoa; Chordata; Testudines; Testudinidae. Gene Ontology annotation, molecular function: ubiquitin protein ligase activity; protein binding; zinc ion binding. The record is from RefSeq and is a predicted model, not a curated record.